This is a messenger RNA of Aureobasidium vineae, 849 nucleotides long. The record is from the annotation of a GenBank genome assembly. NCBI's taxonomy places the organism in Eukaryota, Fungi, Ascomycota, Dothideomycetes, Dothideales, Saccotheciaceae.
AUGCCUUCACGAUCGCCGACGCCGAGGCGUGAUGCUGCGUCUCGCAGUCCAUACUCUAGAGCUUCGCGCUCACCUUCGCGCACACCUCGCCGCUCAAUCUCUCCCCGACCAUCGCCUAGCCCACAACGCCGCAGCAGAUCUCGCACACGCACACGCAGUCCCGCCCACUCGCGCAGCCGUAGCCGCUCCUAUCGCGCCCGUAGCUCAUCCCGCGGCCAGCGCGACCGCAGUCCCACACCGCCAAUGCCUCGCAGCUCCAAAAUCUUCAGCACCUACGGCACAAUCGCCGACCUCGACAUGCCGCUGAACAAAUCCUUCAACACCAACCGCGGUACGGCCUACAUCCUCUACCACAGCCCCGAAGCCGCCGAACGGGCAAUAGCACAUAUGCACGAAGGCCAAUUGGACGGCGCAAAGAUUGGUGUUAGUAUCGUGUUGCCGCGCCGCAGGUUCAGUAGAUCUCCGCCUGCAAGACGUCCGCCGCCGAAUCGGUUUGGCGAGCCCCAUCGUUACAGGGAUAUGGCUGUUGCUGCUGCAGGAGGUAGAGGAGGUGGUGGUAGAGGAGGCAGGAGAAGAGGAGGUGGAGAUAAUGAUGGCGAUACCUAUCGUCCUGGUCCUGCGAGGGACGCUCCACCCAGAAACAGAAGUUACAGUCCGAGAAGCAGGAGUCCGAGCCGCAGGAGUGCCAGCAGAAGCCGCAGUAGGAGUCUGACCCCUCCACCUAGGAGAAGAGGAGGAAGUCCCAGAGGAGGAGGUGGAGGCGGUCGAGGCGGUGGCAGACGCAGGAGCCCGAGCUACAGCAGCUACGGCUCGCGCAGCAGAAGCAGAAGCAGAGAUCGCAGGCGAUGA